CAAACUGCAUCCUAACUUGCAUCAUCUUCCUCCGCCUGAGCGGCCCACCAAACCCAUCAAAACUAGGGCUUUGCUGAGGGUUUAGCUGCGAUCCCUCCUCUCAACGUGCAUCCAUGGCGGCCUGCACCUCCUCCUCCUCCCUCCUCGGCCGCCGCUUCCUCCUCCUCUCACGCCGCUUCGUGUCCUCUUCUCUCCGCCCCUUCUCCACCAAUUCCUCCCCCUCUCUUGCGGGAUCCGAUGCAGAGCCCGACCCUGAUCAUGCCCCCGCGGAUGAGGGUAAUCAGCCCCCGAACCAGCACCGGGCCCCCAACACCACCCGCCCCCUCGAGAAUGGCCUUGACCCCGGCAUCUACAAGGCUAUAAUGGUGGGGAAGGUGGGGCAGGAACCUAUGCAGAAGCGGCUGCGGAGCGGGAAGACCGUUGUGCUGUUCUCGCUGGGCACCGGUGGCAUCCGCAACAACCGCCGCCCGUUGGACAACGAGGAACCGCACCAGUACGCGGACCGCAGCUCCGUGCAGUGGCACCGCGUCUGCGUAUACCCGGAAAGGCUGGGCAGCCUCACGCUGAAGAAUGUCAAGAUAGGGACUGUUCUCUAUUUGGAAGGUAAUCUUGAGACAAAGGUGUUCUCUGAUCCUAUUACUGGGCUGGUUAGACGCAUAAGGGAAAUAGCUGUGCGUGCAAAUGGUCGUCUCCUGUUUCUUGGUGAGGAUGGUAACGCUCCCAAAAUAGGUGAAGUCAAGGGCGUCGGGUACUUCUGAAAAUGAGGUCAAACAAAAUUGAUUCAAGACUGAGGUAUUGCAACUAUUCUACACUUGAUGUAUUGUCAAAAUCUCAGCAGUGGACCAAUAAUGGUAUGUUGCCGCAGUUUGUUAGUUUGGACGUGCGUAAUCACGUUAUGUGCUAGUUAAGCUUUCAACGCCAUUGUAGAUGCCAUGUAAUUGUUGAGUAACUGAGGUAGUUUAGCUCUAGUUGAUACAAGCCAUGCUUUAUGUAAUUUAUAUGAUUUCCUGCUUUGUUUUUUUGUCCGAGAUGUUUAUGAUUGAAUGGCUUUGAUAAGCUGUACUUGUUUACCAUGAAAUUAAGCUAGUGCAAUCCGCAUCAAA
Molecule: messenger RNA, 1103 nt
Organism: Brachypodium distachyon (stiff brome)
Lineage: Eukaryota; Viridiplantae; Streptophyta; Magnoliopsida; Poales; Poaceae
Product: single-stranded DNA-binding protein, mitochondrial
Exons: 4
Coding region: 114-758 (214 amino acids)
Biological process (GO): mitochondrial DNA replication; positive regulation of helicase activity
Cellular component (GO): mitochondrial nucleoid
Molecular function (GO): single-stranded DNA binding
Source: RefSeq, a predicted model, not a curated record